Anolis carolinensis (green anole) is the source of this 1858-nucleotide messenger RNA. It is a transcript of the gene slc7a5, whose product is annotated as solute carrier family 7 member 5. The record is from RefSeq and is a predicted model, not a curated record. Gene Ontology annotation, biological process: neutral amino acid transport; amino acid transmembrane transport. NCBI's taxonomy places the organism in Eukaryota, Metazoa, Chordata, Lepidosauria, Squamata, Anolidae. Gene Ontology annotation, molecular function: neutral L-amino acid transmembrane transporter activity; L-amino acid transmembrane transporter activity. The transcript is spliced from 10 exons. Gene Ontology annotation, cellular component: membrane. Bases 138 to 1715 code for a protein of 525 amino acids.
CGUGACCGCAAUCGCCUCCUCUUUCCGACCGCGUUUCCCUUUGGGCGCUAUCUCCUUCCCGCUCCGAGGCAGAGCCCUCCAAAGAGGGUCCCCUUUUUACCUCUCCAAAAAAAGAAGAAGAGGGAGACGCAGGAGCCAUGCCGGGCGGCGGCGACGGGGUGAAGAAGCGCUCCCCGGGGGUCUCCUCGGGGCCGGAGGAGGAGGAGAAGAAGGGCAUGCUGGACCUGGGGGGCCCCGGGGAGCGGGCGGAGGACCCCUGCCCCCCGGAGAACGGCUGCGCGCCCCCCAGAGCCGCCUCCCCGGCGCCCUCCGCCGACGGCGUGGCCCUGAAGCGCAACAUCACGCUGCUCAACGGCGUGGCCAUCAUCGUGGGCACCAUCAUCGGGUCGGGCAUCUUCGUGACGCCCACCGGGGUGCUCAAGGAGGCCGGCUCGCCGGGGCUCUCGCUGGUGGUGUGGGCGGCCUGCGGGGUCUUCUCCAUCGUGGGCGCGCUCUGCUACGCCGAGCUGGGCACCACCAUCUCCAAGUCCGGCGGCGACUACGCCUACAUGCUGGAGGUCUACGGCUCGCUGCCCGCCUUCCUCAAGCUCUGGAUCGAGCUGCUCAUCAUCCGGCCCUCCUCGCAGUACAUCGUGGCCUUCGUCUUCGCCACCUACCUGCUCAAGCCCCUCUUCCCCGCCUGCCCCGUCCCCCUCCCCGCCGCCAAGCUCGUCGCCUGCCUCUGCGUCCUCCUGCUGACAGCUGUCAAUUGCUACAGCGUCAAAGCCGCCACCCGGGUCCAAGACGCUUUUGCGGCCGCCAAACUCCUGGCCUUGACCCUGAUCAUCAUCCUGGGCUUCGUGCAGCUGGGAAUGCACGACGUCUCCAACUUGAACCCCGAGCACUCCUUCGAAGGCACAAACCUCGAAGUCGGGAACAUUGUCCUGGCCUUGUACAGCGGUCUCUUUGCCUACGGAGGCUGGAAUUACUUGAAUUUCGUCACGGAAGAGAUGAUUAAUCCUUACAGAAACCUGCCCCUGGCGAUCAUCAUCUCGCUCCCCAUCGUCACCUUGGUUUACGUGCUGACCAACCUGGCUUACUUCACAACGUUGUCGGUGGACGAGAUGCUGUCGUCCGAAGCCGUUGCCGUGGACUUUGGGAACUACCACUUGGGCGUCAUGUCUUGGAUCAUCCCCGUCUUUGUCGGCUUGUCGUGUUUCGGCUCCGUCAACGGGUCGCUCUUCACGUCAUCCAGGCUCUUCUUUGUGGGCUCCCGCGAGGGACACCUGCCCUCCGUGCUCUCCAUGAUCCACCCCAAGCUCCUCACGCCCGUCCCCUCCCUCAUCUUCACAUGCGUCAUGACCCUCCUGUACGCCUUCUCCAACGACAUCUUCUCCGUCAUCAACUUCUUCAGCUUCUUCAACUGGCUCUGCGUGGCCUUGGCCAUCAUCGGGAUGCUGUGGCUGCGCUACAAGAAGCCGGAGCUGGAGAGGCCCAUCAAGGUGAACCUGCUCCUGCCGGUCUUCUUCAUCCUGGCCUGCAUCUUCCUCAUCGUGGUCUCCUUCUGGAUGACGCCCAAGGAGUGCGGCAUUGGCUUUGCCAUCAUCCUCAGCGGGAUCCCCGUCUACCUGGUCGGCGUUUGGUGGCAGAACAAGCCCAAGUGGCUCCUACACACCAUAUACUCCACGACCGUCUUUUGCCAGAAGAUGAUGGAAGUCGUUCCGCAAGAGUCUUGAAAAACGAAACCACGGGGAACGUUUCCAUGUUCAAGCCAACGCACAACGUCCUUAUUGUCCACGAAACGACACGAAACGUGUAUCCGAUUCCAACGUUUUUUAUUUUCAAAUCAAAGCCGGGGAGGCUUCGGAAAAAAUCGAAC